AUGUUCAUCAUUAACAUCAAUUACUAUCCAUCAUCAAUUAGUGAAUUAGGACGUGGUAAGUUUUGUUUUGAUGAAUGUGAAUCAUUAACAUCAAUUAAUAUACCAUCAUCAAUUAGUAAAUUAGGAAAAUGUUGUUUUAGAAGAUGUCCAUCAUUAAAAUCAAUUAAUAUACCAACAUCAAUUACGUCAAUAGGAAUUGAAUGUUUUAAAGAAUGCUAUUCAUUAACAUCAAUUAAUAUACCAUCUUCAAUUACUUCAUUUGAAUAUGGAUGUUUUUAUGAAUGUGGAUGUGAAGAGGAAUUAAUGAAAAAUAAAAGAAUACCAAAAUAUUGUUUUGAAUAUUGA
Molecule: messenger RNA, 345 nt
Organism: Entamoeba dispar SAW760
Lineage: Eukaryota; Evosea; Mastigamoebida; Endamoebidae
Exons: 2
Coding region: 1-345 (114 amino acids)
Source: RefSeq, a predicted model, not a curated record